Messenger RNA from Entrophospora sp. SA101, 372 nucleotides. The record is from the annotation of a GenBank genome assembly. NCBI's taxonomy places the organism in Eukaryota, Fungi, Glomeromycota, Glomeromycetes, Entrophosporales, Entrophosporaceae.
AUGUCCCAAUGGUUGCCAGGUCAUUUCCCUCCUUCACAACAACCUUCGUUUCCAAAUUUUCCAGGACCACCAUCGGUUCCUCCAAAUCAAUAUAUACCACCACCAACAUAUCAAAGACCUUCAAUUCCUCCACAAUCACAACCUCCAAUUGAUGAUUUAUCUUUGGCAUUCGAUAAUCUUGCAAUGACUUUAAGAGCCACAGCUGGUCCACAAGAAUUGGAUGAUUUUCAAUUUGAGCGUAGACAAGAAUUUUGGGUUAAAGAUGCACUUUAUCUACAUUUGCUCCCUUUACUAAGAGCUGCAUUCCAUUUCAUGGAAGCAAAUGAAAAACAACAAGAAAAAUUUGCACCUAAGUCAGCUAUUGCAAAUUAA